AUGAAUACUGCACGAACAGGUCAUAGUGCAUCUGUAUUAUUAAAUGGACAAGUGUUAGUUGCUGGUGGAACUAGCAGUAAUGGCCGAACUUUGUUUUAUGUAAACAGUUCUGAGUUAUAUAAUUCAUCAACAGGAGUCUGGACCACUACUGGUAGCAUGAAUAUCGCACGAACAUCUCAUACAGCAUCCGUAAUAUCAGGUGGAAAAGUGUUAGUUGCUGGUGGAAGUGACCAGAAUUCUGCUGUUUCAAAUAGUUCUGAGCUGUACGAUCCGUCAACAGGAGCCUGGACAACUACUGGUAGCAUGAAUAUCGCACGAUCAGGUCAUACAGCAUCAGUAAUAUCAGGUGGAAAAGUGUUAGUUGCUGGUGGAAAUGACCAGAAUUAUAUUGUUAUAAAUAGUUCUCAGUUAUAUGAUCCAUCAACAGGAGCGUGGACAACCACUGGUAGCAUGCAUACCGUACGAAAAGUGCAUACUGCAUCCGUAUUAUUAAAUGGACAAGUGUUAGUUGCUGGUGGAUCUAACAGUAAUAGUAUUUUAAGCAGUUCUGAGUUAUAUGAUCCAUCAACAGGAACCUGGACAACCACUGGUAGCAUGAAUACCGUACGAAAAGUGCAUACUGCAUCCGUAUUAUUAAAUGGACAUGUGUUAGUUGCUGGUGGAUCUAACAGUAAUGAUGAUUUAAGUAGUUCUGAGUUAUUUGAUCCAUCAACAGGAGUCUGGACAACUACUGGUAGCAUGAAUGUCCCAAGAUACUUGCAUACUGCAUCCGUAUUAUUAAAUGGACAAGUGUUAGUUAUUUCUAGUGGAAAUGCCGCUGUCCCUUCAAAUACCACUGAAUUAUAUGAUCCAUCAUCAGGAGUUUGGACAACCGCUGGUAGCAUGAAUUAUGGCCGAUAUAUGUAUGCAGCAGCCGUAUUAGCAAAUGGACAUGUGUUAGUUAGUGGUAGCUACGGUCGUCCUAAUGUUUUAUCGAGUGCAGAACUAUAUUGA
Messenger RNA from Didymodactylos carnosus, 993 nucleotides. Lineage: Eukaryota; Metazoa; Rotifera; Eurotatoria; Philodinida; Philodinidae. The record is from the annotation of a GenBank genome assembly.